AUGGCGUCAUCACCGCCGGCAGCUCAUUCGCCGAAUCGCAACCGUUCAUUUGGUACGGAAACAGAAAUGAGUGGUGAUAACGAUCUAACGGACGCGAAGCCGCUGCUUUCUCGGGAUUCGAGUAGUGGCGGUAGUUCUAAACAAAUGCCGCGGCGACGAGUUUCUGGAAAGCCGGCUAGGCCGGAGAGGCAGCAGUCGUUUAGUCGAGAUAUCGGUCACGCAGCCGCCGAGACUUUCUUGCUCACUCGGCUUACCAUCACUCUGCUCCGAUUUCUCGGGGUAGGCUAUCGGUGGAUCACGAGAUUAGCUGCUCUUGGUUUUUAUGCUGCUCUACUUAUGCCUGGCUUUCUUCAAGUUGCAUAUUAUUAUUUCUUCUCAAGCCAGGUUCGAAGAAGUAUUGUUUAUGGUGAUCAACCCAGAAAUAGGUUGGAUCUGUAUUUACCAAAAAAUUUAGAUGGACCAAAGCCAGUUGUGGCAUUUGUCACAGGUGGUGCCUGGAUUAUUGGGUAUAAAGCAUGGGGAUGUCUUCUUGGGCAACAGUUGGCAGAAAGAGACAUCAUAGUGGCAUGUAUUGAUUACAGAAAUUUUCCCCAGGGAACUAUUGGUGAUAUGGUAACAGAUGCUUCUCAGGGGAUCUCAUUUAUUUGCAACAACAUUGCUGAAUAUGGAGGUGAUCCGAACAGGAUCUAUCUAAUGGGGCAAUCAGCUGGUGCCCACAUUUCUGCUUGUACCCUCUUGGAGCAAGCAAUCAGAGAAGCUAAGGGAGAGGAGGGUAUCUCCUGGAGUGUCUCUCAGAUAAAAGUGUAUUUUGGUUUAUCUGGAGGGUACAAUUUAUGCAAAUUAGUUGAUCAUUUCAACAACAGAGGCCUGUAUCGUGCACUUUUUCUAAGCAUAAUGGAAGGUGAAGAAUCCCUACAACUUUUUUCUCCUGAAGUUAGGAUACAGGACCUAAGCAUUGGAAAUGCUGUUUCUCUUCUGCCACCUAUUAUUCUCUUUCAUGGAACAGCAGAUUAUUCAAUACCAUCAUCUGCCAGUAAAGAUUUUGCAGCUGCUCUUCAAAGGUUAGGAGCACAAGCUGAGCUAAUUUUGUUUGAUGGAAAAACCCAUACAGAUUUGUUUCUUCAAGAUCCUCUAAGAGGUGGUAAAGAUGACAUGCUCGACCAUAUGGUUGCUGUGAUACAUGCUGGUGAUGAGGAAGCUCUUGCCAAGGAUGCUAUGGCACCUCCAAGAAGGCGGCUAGUUCCUGAGCUUUUGUUAAGGAUGGCCAGUCAUAUCAGCCCUUUCUAA
This is a messenger RNA of Dovyalis caffra, 1287 nucleotides long. Lineage: Eukaryota; Viridiplantae; Streptophyta; Magnoliopsida; Malpighiales; Salicaceae. The record is from the annotation of a GenBank genome assembly.